UCAGUCCCCUGGUAGGAGGGGAUCUUAGAGGAGGGGCAAAAGAAGUUAGAUAAGUUAUAAAACAUCUGAACUUCAUCAGAAAGAUGCUAGAGCUCAUCAGCCUGUUCAUCCUGAAUCUCUGAUGAUGGAGACGGUGGAGGAAAGUGAACUCUGCUUCCUACAACUCAACUCCUCCUGCAGGAAGCCAAAUCGUACUCACUCUGACACUGUGCUUAUCUACAUUGUGCUGUCCAUCAUCUCUCUGCUCACUGCGACUCUCAACCUGCUGGUCAUCAUCUCCAUCUCACACUUCAAGCAGCUCCACACCCCCACCAACUUCCUCCUCCUCUCUCUGGCUGUCUCAGAUUUCUUCGUGGGCCUCCUCAUGUUCUUUCAAAUUAUGCUUAUAGAUGGCUGCUGGUUCCUCGGUGACCUCAUGUGUAGUCUGUAUUAUGUUUUAGACUUCAUUAUUACGUCUUCCUCAGUAGGAAACAUGGUUCUCAUAUCUGUUGACCGCUACGUAGCCAUUUGUGAUCCUCUGCAUUAAUCCACCAAAGUCACUGUGAGAAGAGUUAGAAUCUGUGUUUGCCUUUGUUGGGGUUGUUCUGUUCUAUACGACAGUCUCAUAAUGAAGGAUAAUUUGAAACAACCAGGCAGGUAUCAUUCCUGCACCGGAGAGUGUGUUAUUGUUAUUGAUUAUGUUGCUGGAUUUGCAGAUCUGUUUUUGUCCUUUAUAAGUCCAGUCACUGUCAUCAUAGUUUUGUACAUCAGAGUAUUUGUGACGGCUGUGUCUCAGGCUCGUGCUAUGCAGUCUCAUGUUACAGCAGUCACACUUCAGGGUUCGGUGAAAGUAACUGCAAAAAAGUCUGAGCUGAAAGCAGCCAGGACUCUCGGUGUUGUUAUAGUUGUGUUUCUAUUAUGCCUCUGCCCAUACUUUUGUGUCACACUUACAGGCCAGGACACCUUACUCAACGCUUCAUCUGCUGCCUUUGUAAUCUGUUUGUUCUAUUUUAACUCCUGUCUGAACCCUGUGAUUUACGCCUUCUUCUAUCCAUGGUUUCAAAAAUCAGUUAAACUUAUUGUUACACUGGAUAUACUGAAGCCUGGCUCCUGUGAGGCCAAAAUACUGUAAAGCAGGGGUGUCAAACUCAUUUUAUUUCACAGGCUACAUGCGGCCAAAAUUAAUCUCAAGUUGGCCGGACUGGUGAAAACCAUUGCAUAACAACAUCACCAAAUGUUUUCCUUUUUUUAAGUGUAGAAAAGUACUUUCAGAAAACAUUU
Messenger RNA from Epinephelus lanceolatus (giant grouper), 1260 nucleotides. Its product is annotated as trace amine-associated receptor 8a-like. Gene Ontology annotation, biological process: G protein-coupled receptor signaling pathway. The record is from RefSeq and is a predicted model, not a curated record. NCBI's taxonomy places the organism in Eukaryota, Metazoa, Chordata, Actinopteri, Perciformes, Serranidae. Gene Ontology annotation, cellular component: membrane. Gene Ontology annotation, molecular function: trace-amine receptor activity.